Messenger RNA from Macrosteles quadrilineatus (aster leafhopper), 1211 nucleotides. Its product is annotated as luciferin sulfotransferase-like. Bases 50 to 1069 code for a protein of 339 amino acids. Lineage: Eukaryota; Metazoa; Arthropoda; Insecta; Hemiptera; Cicadellidae. Gene Ontology annotation, molecular function: sulfotransferase activity. The transcript is spliced from 6 exons. The record is from RefSeq and is a predicted model, not a curated record. Gene Ontology annotation, biological process: sulfation. Gene Ontology annotation, cellular component: cytoplasm.
UUUUAUAGUGGUCAUUAGUUUUUCAGUUGUUGUGAACUUUUCAAACACAAUGGAUACUCCAACAUUGUUAGACGAAGAUUUGCUAAAAAAAGUUAAAUCGGUGUACUCAACAGUAGCAGAAGAUGUACUUCCUCGAUACAGGUACAAAGGUACAACCGUUUCCGAAAAUAUGCUUAAAGUUCUGGACGAUAUUUUAAACAUGGAAGUUAGGGAGGACGAUACUUGGAUAUGUACAUACAUGAAAAGUGGUACACAUUGGUCAUCAGAAAUGGUUUGGCUUAUAUCAAACGAUCUUGACUACGAAGGAUCAAAAGUUUCCCAACUACAAAGGGUACCGUUCCUCGAGUUCGAACACUUUUUAAGUCAUUGUCCUGAGCCUGAAAAUGCAAGUGACUUUCCUAUGGACCCCAAACUCUUCCUUCAUUCAGUUGACUAUGUAAAGACAAUGAAGUCUCCAAGAUUUAUCAAAACCCACUUGCCUUUUCAAUUGCUGCCUUUACAAAUUCAACAAGGAACCGUUAAUGCAAAGGUUAUCUACGUGAGGCGCAACCCAAUGGAUGUAUUCGUGUCACUAUUCGAAAUGUUUCGAAAAACCUAUAAUUAUGAAGGGAUUCCUGACGACUUUGCCGACCUUUUUUUACGAGGUGGACUAAAGUAUUUACCAUACUGGAAACACUGCCAGUCUUUUUGUGAACGGAAAGACGAACGCCAUAUACUAUGCUUGAAAUUUGAAGACAUGAUUGAGGACCUAUCAGCUGCGAUAAACCAAACAGCUGACUUCCUUGGCAAAAAACUCACAACUGACCAAGUGGCUUCUCUCAGUGAUCAUCUAAGUUUCGCCAACAUGAAAAACAAAAAAUCUGUCAACUUGUUAGACGAAAUGAGUACGGUGAAGAAACUGCAAAAUCUAGGUGAAGGCAAGACCUGGAAUUUAUGUCGAAAUGGCGUGGUAGGAAAGGGGAAAGAAUCACUAAGCUUGGAGCUAGUGGCUCGCUUUAAAACAUGGACUGAAGAAAACACCAAAGGUACUGUUUUGGAAAGACCAUUAGAGCAUUAUGGGUUUGAUUAAUGGGAUGAAGUGAAUAAAUGUAUUUCUAAACCUCCGUCUUUAAUUUUCAUUGCUCUAUCCUUAAUCGGAAUUUGUAAGAGGAAAACUCUUCGUAAACAAAAUUGUAUUAUUCUUUUACGAAUAGAGAAAUCCUAACAAUAGA